CACACUUUGGCAAACUCACACACACAGUCAAGAUGGCGGAAGCCGACUCUUGGGACGCUGACAACUUCGAGCCAACUGAGCCCGUCAAAAAGUCGGAUAAGUGGGAAGGCGAAGACGAAGAUGAAGACGUGAAGGACAACUGGGACGAUGAGGACGAGGAAGAGGAAAAGAAGGUUGAGGAGAAGACAACAGAGGUGAAAGUCCCAGAAAAGAAAAAACUAAGUGAUAAAAUCAGAGAAAAAGAAAAUCAACAGAAGAAAAAACAGGAGGAGCUGAGAAAGAAGGUACAGGAAUCAGAGGUCACCAAAGAGCUAACAGCAGAGGAACAGGCUGCAGAAAAAUUGAGGCUGAAGAAGCUUCAGGAAGAGUCAGAUUUAGAGCUGGCCAGAGAAGCGUUCGGAGUUGAGAAUGCAAGUUCGACUACAAAUAGUGCCUCCACAAUUGAUGCUAUGUGCCCCUCAUCUAAAGAAGACUUUAUCGUAUUUGAGAAAAUGCUGAAAGACAAGAUAUCACAGUAUGACAAAUCUGUGCAUUACUCCAGCUUCUUGGAAUCCUUAUUCCGUGAGCUUUGUAUUUCGUUGGAAGUAGAUGAUCUAAAGAAAAUCAGUACAUCUCUGUCAGUACUACUUUCUGAAAAACAGAAGCAGGAAAAGCAAACCAAGGGAAAGAAAAAGAAGAAAGCUGCUCUAACGGGUGGCUUGAAAGCCAAAAUGAAAGAUGACCUGGCAGAUUACGGAGAAUUUGACGGUAGUUACCAAGACUAUGAGGAUUUCAUGUGACGAUGGCUGAUCUUAUCAUACCCCCCUGUGCCCAUGCCCCGCUGACGUGUAGCAGUGUCUCCCUCUGCCAUCCAGUUCCAUCCCUGGAUAAUCUGAACAGUGUGUCAAUCCUUUAUUCUGCAUCAACGGUCAAAACGACUCUUCGGGGAGCUGCUAUCUAUCACCACAUUGAUUUCCUGGUGACAAAGAAAAAUAUUGAAAUGCCUUGUAUUUCCACAUUGCCUCCAAAACAGACUUUAUGAAGUAAGACAUCUCAGCACAAGUGUCCUGGUGAAAUUGAGUGAACAAUGCCUGAUAUGGUAUUACGUUGAAAUCGUGCAUUUUCAAAUCAUGUCCAUUUUGUUGAAGUGCAGAAAAUUAAGGCAGCAUGUUGGAAUAGUGUUGCCUCUUUGCAGUUGCAGUUACAUAGAAACAAAUGUGAUGUUCUAUGCAAAUGAUUCUAUUCAGAAUGUCUGUAUUGAUAUAUUGGGUAUCUUACUUUUCUUGUGGAUUAUUUUUCCACGGAAUAGUAUAUAGUAUCUAUAACUUUGUUUUGGUUGCCAAAUGUAAAUCAGAUGCACAUAAUACAACUUCAGAGAGCUGCUUCUGAAGCCAGUAUAUGUGAAGUACACUAAAUGCUGAGCAACGGUGAAACUUAAAAAAAAAAAAAAAAGAUAAAGGGAUGGAUGGGAGUGACAUAACUUAAAAGCAUUUUUAUGAAAUACAACUUUAAUUCUCACCUUGCAAUCUUUAGAAUCUCCUCCUUUGGCGAGAAAAGCCGCUGUCAAAGUAUGUUUGAAAAUUCGCUUUUUGUUCACUUAAUGAUUUGCUUUCUACUUGUGAGUCAUUUUAAUUACUAUUAAUACAGGUGUAUGGGGCUCUGGCUAGCUCUCUCAGCUGGUCUCUUUAUCAUAGCUUCUGCAGGCUUGUAUUAAGUAAGAUGUGGAGCAGGCUUAUUGGCAGAACAAACUCUGUGUCCAGGCUGCUGUCAGCGAUUUGGAACGUUUUAGGUUUUCUUUCUCUUUCUAACCUUUGAAAAGGUUUGCUUUACAAAAAUGUUAAAAUUGGACAACAUGACGAUACAAAGACCCAAGCAGUGUUUUUUUAAGAAUCUAAUUUAAUAAAAUCAGUGGUCAAAGUA
This is a messenger RNA of Chanos chanos (milkfish), 1899 nucleotides long. It is a transcript of the gene eif3jb, whose product is annotated as eukaryotic translation initiation factor 3, subunit Jb. The transcript is spliced from 8 exons. Gene Ontology annotation, molecular function: translation initiation factor activity. Bases 33 to 779 code for a protein of 248 amino acids. NCBI's taxonomy places the organism in Eukaryota, Metazoa, Chordata, Actinopteri, Gonorynchiformes, Chanidae. The record is from RefSeq and is a predicted model, not a curated record. Gene Ontology annotation, cellular component: eukaryotic translation initiation factor 3 complex; cytoplasm.